Molecule: messenger RNA, 3318 nt
Organism: Trypanosoma grayi
Lineage: Eukaryota; Euglenozoa; Kinetoplastea; Trypanosomatida; Trypanosomatidae
Exons: 1
Coding region: 1-3318 (1105 amino acids)
Biological process (GO): regulation of GTPase activity
Source: RefSeq, a predicted model, not a curated record
AUGGAUGUGCCUCUUGCGGCGUUUUCGUCGGGUGACGAAGGAGUGGCGUUCUGCAUCAGCGGUAGUGGCUUCGUGGCAAAGAGGGCGUCGGCCUCUUCGGGGGAUGGGCCAAUCGUCAACAACUCGAGUGGCGUCACGAAUUUUGUGAGACUGCUGGCCCUUGAUGGUGUAUCGCUCGCCAGUGUUGUGAGUGGUGUGCCAGAGGGCGAACACGAGGUCUUGGCAGAUCAUCUCGCUCAGCUCCUUUGCACUGCAUGUGAGACGGAGCCGAUGGGGGCCGCACGCAUUUUGACAGCGCUGCUGUUGAUGGAAUUUGACCGCGCCACACGUAGGUGUAAUGAUGUGCACACUUUUAUGCGGGGCAAUGGCGUGGUGCCGAAGGUUUUCGAGAACUUCUUCGCCAAAGUGACGGGGGCUGGCGGAGGAUUGGAGCAUCAGCUCCUCGGCUGCUGUGCCGUUCUGUGCGACCCCGAAUCAACGCGGCCGAACACGCAGAUGGCACCGAAGGUCCACGACACGGUGUCUAAAGAAACCGAAGCACCCGCCCAGAAUGAGGUCUCGAAAAGUGAAAUCAAUUCUGACGGUGCUGAGGUGUCAGCUGCUCUCCUCCUUCGUGAGGGUCUUGAUUACUUCAGCAAUCACACAGUGCUCGACUUGGAGAGUGGAGGCGACACAUCACCGUAUCGCGAAGAGUACGCGAGAGCGAUUUUGGCAAUGUCGCAUCGCAUUCUGGAUGUGGUGCUGGCGUCGGCACUCCAGUGGCCGUGGAGCCUUCGUCGUUGUCUGCGGUUUUUAGUGGAGAUGGUUGGCACGCGCUGUCAGGGAGAGACACCACCAGUGCACGCCGAGGCGCCGAUACCUUUGGAACAGAAUAUGAUGGCAACAAUUGUGGUUCUUCGAGCGGUGGUUCCGGCGCUGCUGAGGACUCUUCCCCGACUACUCCCAGAAGAGAUGUGCUUCGACAGACAAUACGUCUUGGUGCAGAGACGCUGCACCUUGCUGGCGAAGGUGACACAAAAGGCGACCCAUGGAUUGCUGUUUAAUGGAUCACACGAGAAGAGGAUCUCGGCUUUAAACAGCGGCCUCCCAGCUCUUACACAGCGAUGGGUGGAUGGGUUUGCGUUGAUUUGCACUGAUGUAGAGCAGCCAUCGCCACGCCAAGAUAGUGAUGCCUUAUCACGUGAGGCGGAGGCGGCCCUGCGGCUUUGCGAGUUCCUCGAUCAACAGCUGCCUCGUGUCAUGCAUGCGGCGAUGCGAUGCAAACCAAUCAUGGAGUCUGUUCACUGGGGCCGCGUACUGCGCCUCAUAGCGUACGGUGAGCGGCGUUUGGGGCGUAUUGGUCACUUUGCUACAUCACCGCUGUCGUACGGUAUUCUGUGCCCCAACAACAGCAACAUCAACAUCAACACCAAUACCAGCCUCAUCAUUACCAGUGGCGCCGUCGAACCUGCGGCACCGUUGCAGAGGCCUCGUCACAUGCUUGGGCAACUCUCCCGCCUGGGCCAUUCCCGAUCGUCAUCUGAUGCGCCCGAUGUGGACAGCAGGACUACGCUACAGCUGGAGGGUAUUUUUGAUGAGUUGGUUGCGUACGCCCUUGGGGUGACGAUUGAUCCAGAAAUCACGGGAUUGCACGCCAAUUUUUGCAGUGUUUUGGGUGUCUCAUCUGAUGGUGCCGUUGUUAUCACGCUGUACUGGGAUCUGCUCUGUUUAUAUCUCGACAGCUACUAUGCGAAGGAGAGAGACGAGUUGCCUAGGCGGUGCCCACGGUUUUACCGCCAUAGAAGACACUCGGAGCACCGAGACGGCGACGCUCUCGCAUUUCUCUUCCUUCUCGUGGAUGUGGCGGUGUCGACAAAAGGCGGUGAGGGGUUUCGCCUUGUUGUUAUCGCCGGCAACUCAUCCGCGUGUUUCUCUUGGCUGGGCGAUGUUCUUCGACUGCUGCCAGCGAGACACGCGGUGCGGUGUGUGCGCGUGCUUCUGCUGACCACAGCGGAGUUCCGUAUGCCGCAUCGCGGGUGGUGUGAUCCCUUUGAGGUGAAGGUUCUGCAGCGCCUCGGUGAUCUGGUGGCUGCGCUGCGGGACAUGCGCCUCUGCAUGCCUCUCGGCUGCGACGAGUACCGCGCACUUCUAGAAGAGGAAGAAGAACAGGCGGUGGGUGAGCGGCUCACUGACGCAUUUUUUCCCUCCGUUGCUGAGACGGUAGAUGAUGGCAUUUAUGUGUGGGCACCGCCAGUGCUGCACAUGUCACUGAAGGCACGAGAGGUGGGCCUCUGGCCUGUGGCUUUGAUGCGCGACGUGUUUGAACUUAUCCGCACCGCGUUUCGCCCCGUCUGUGUGCCAGCAGCUGUAUCAUCGUCAAGCGAGGACCGCGCGCUGGAGCGACUGACGUGUAGCAUUCCAGUGGGCGUUACGAGUAACUUUCGUAUGAGUGCAGUGGAAUUUUUCUUUAACUUCGAGGGUGAUCUCUUGCUGCACUUGGAGAUGGAACCGGGGUGGCUGCGCGACGCUGCGAGGACUACAGGUGGCACUUCACCCUCUUCCAAGCAGCAGAAAAACCAUGGUAACUACCACCAUGAAAAACACCAGAGCCGAUUUCGAUGCACAUGGCGCUCCGUGGCGCACAUGCAGAAGAGCGACUUGGAGGCCCACGAGAGUAGUUUGCUCCGCCUGCUCUUCCUGUCGACGCAGUGCCUCUAUACAGCAGGUGGGUGUCUCAAAAGCUGUAGUUCCGCCGAUGGGGCGGUGGGAGGCGGACAAGGAUUGCCGAGUGUGGUUCCCAGUCUUCGCCACACCACGCUGAAUUCUCUCUGGCGGCUUCUGCUUUACAAUUUGUGGAAGACGCUUUCCUUGGUGCAGCAGGUGUCGCCAUCAGAGUGCCCUGUAACGCGCAUGGUGACAUCUGUGCGUGCGUACCUGGAACGAGUGGGGUGCCAGGUUCUUCCUUCCAAAGACAUAAACCUUCUGGGUGGAGAGAGUAUGUUGCUGGAUGUCGCUGCGGCCGCCCUCGCUUCCACCCCCGUUGCAGAAUGUGAGCUCAUUCAACUCCUUGUAGCAAUCUGUAGUUUUGUUCGCUCGGCUGACUUCGAGGAGCUUGGCCCCGACGCCAAGGGUCAGAGUGACGACAUCUCUGAACACGAAGAGGCCAUGACAGACGGCGUCAUACGCAUCCUAUUUCAAAAGGGGGUGUUGGACGAUGCCGAGAUUUUCGUUGCGCGGCUGAUUGCCUCGCGGGGUGAUAUGUUGCUAAAAACUGCGCAGGUGCCCUCUUGGGACAGAGGGUUGUGGAUGCCACAUAUCGGUUUCAUUCACCUGCACUGA